UAUCAAACUUUGACAUCAUAUGUUGGGAUUGCAUCUGUUGGAAGUGAGAUCUUUCCUACUAUUGAUCAUAUACUUUCUGAAUACUUAACUCUACAAAUUCUUUCUGCUGAAUGUAUUGAAAUUGCCCAGUGUUUGUACUUUAAUGCAAUAUUGGUUGAUCAAACAAUGAUUGGAUUAGAUAGUGAUAACGAUAAUAUAGACAUAGUUUUUGCAAAUAAUGAUACCAAUCAGGCUCAAAAUCAAAUCACACCAACAAUUCCAAUAAAUCCUCGACCACUUACUAUUCUUUGUUCAGUGGCUUUAAGUAAUAAAUAUGCAGCUGCUAGAUAUUCUAAAUUCGGUGAAAUAUGGGCCAUAAAGGCAGACCCGAAACCAAAUGAUACAAAGCCGUCACUGAGAAAACACCUUGUUAGCCGUACACUUGUCGUAGUUGUGGUCAAACUGGGCACAAUAGUGCAAGAUAUCAGAAAAAAAGUAAUUGAUAUUAGUGUGGU
Messenger RNA from Racocetra persica, 494 nucleotides. The record is from the annotation of a GenBank genome assembly. NCBI's taxonomy places the organism in Eukaryota, Fungi, Glomeromycota, Glomeromycetes, Diversisporales, Gigasporaceae.